Molecule: messenger RNA, 427 nt
Organism: Vitrella brassicaformis
Lineage: Eukaryota; Vitrellaceae
Source: the annotation of a GenBank genome assembly
UCACACAACCUGACACGCAUAACCAGACGCACCGCAGACGAUGUCAACGAUGCCGGCCGAUGAAGUUGUCUGCUUGCUCACCUUGUGGUGCGGCUCCAUUCGCGGCGACGAGUGCGCUGACCAAUGCUGCAGUCGGAUCCUUCUGCUGUCCCACUUGCUGCCCUGUCCGGCACUAAUGGCGCCUGCCAUUUGCCCCGCCAGCUGUGCACCGGCGCCAAUGAUGAGAACACCCUGCAAGUGGCGUCUUCUUACGUCUCUGGCCGACUCUUUGUGCCGCUGAAAGUUGAACCAGGACUGUGCGUAGUCGUUGAAGAGAGGCAUCGCGGGAUCCUGCCCUGGCGUGAAGAUGCGGCGGUUGCCGCUGAGGAGGGAGGCGAGAAGCAUGUCGGGCGCUGCCAUGUCGCGAGGCUGGUGCUUGUGUAGGUGG